This is a messenger RNA of Phialemonium atrogriseum, 3215 nucleotides long. RefSeq names its product peroxisomal hydratase-dehydrogenase. NCBI's taxonomy places the organism in Eukaryota, Fungi, Ascomycota, Sordariomycetes, Cephalothecales, Cephalothecaceae. The record is from RefSeq and is a predicted model, not a curated record. The coding region runs from base 317 to 3007 and encodes 896 amino acids. The transcript is spliced from 7 exons. Gene Ontology annotation, molecular function: oxidoreductase activity.
AAUUAGUAUUAGCGCUGUCCUGCCACCCCGCCUCUCGGCAAUGCUGGGCGUGCAGUGGAAUGUGGCCUUCAGAAAGCCGUGCGGGCCUCGGCUUAAUUGGAGCAUAACCAAGGCGUAACCUUGCCUACCGAAUCGGCCGAUCCUACGCAUGGUAUUUAGAUAUGCUUAAAGAGCAGUAUAUGGACUCUGCAACUUCAACCCAACUGCUGAUUCUCUAGAUCUUUUUUUAUCUCUCCUCCUCCCCUUAAGACACCAAGACCAAUCUUCACCUGUUGUUGUUCUGCAUCUUUCUUAUCUCAGACACACCCAUUCCCCAAUGGCGGACCAAUUAAGAUUCGACGGCCAGGUGGUUGUCGUAACUGGAGCUGGCGGUGGGCUGGGAAAGGCAUAUGCCACCUUCUUUGCUUCACGCGGAGCCAGCGUUGUUGUCAACGAUCUCGGCGGCUCCUUUAAGGGCGAGGGUAACUCCACAAAGGCUGCGGAUGUCGUCGUCAACGAGAUCAAGGCUGCAGGCGGCAAGGCCGUGGCCAACUACGACAGCGUCGAGCAAGGCGACAAGAUCAUCGAAACGGCCAUCAAGGCCUUCGGUCGCAUAGAUAUCCUCAUCAACAAUGCCGGCAUCCUCCGAGACAUCAGCUUCAAGAACAUGAAGGACGACGACUGGGACCUCAUCUUCAAGGUCCACGUCAAGGGCUCCUACAAAUGCGCUCGCGCCGCCUGGCCACACUUCCGCAAGCAGAAGUACGGCCGCGUCAUCAACACGGCCUCGGCAGCAGGCCUGUUCGGAAACUUUGGCCAGACCAACUACUCGGCGGCCAAGCUGGCCAUGGUUGGCUUCACCGAGACGCUGGCGAAGGAGGGCGCCAAGUACAACAUCAUCUCGAACGUCAUCGCACCCGUGGCGGCGAGCCGGAUGACCCAGACCAUCAUGCCGCCCGACCUCCUGGAGCUGAUGAAGCCCGAGUGGGUUGUGCCACUCGUGGCUGUCCUCGUCCACAAGAGCAACACGGACGAGUCGGGCUCCAUAUUCGAAGUCGGCGGUGGUCACAUCGCCAAGUUGAGGUGGGAGCGCUCGAGCGGGCAGCUCCUGAAAUGCGACGACACCUACACCGCGGGCGCCGUCCUGAAGAAAUGGGAUCAGGUUAUCGACUUCUCCAAUCCUCAGUACCCGAGCGGCACUAACGACUUCGUGACUCUGCUAGAGGAGUCGCAGAAGUUGGGCCCGAACGAUAAGGGGGAGAAGGUCGACUUCACCGGCCGGGUUGCCCUCGUCACGGGAGGUGGUGCUGGCAUUGGUCGGGCAUACUGUCUGGCCUUUGCCCAGAAUGGCGCUUCCGUCGUUGUCAACGAUUUGGUCAACCCGGACGACGUCGUAAACGAGAUCAAGAAGAUGGGCGGCAAGGCGGUUGGUGUCAAGGCCUCCGCCGAGGACGGUGACGCCGUCGUCAAGGCUGCAGUUGAUGCCUUUGGCAGGAUCGACAUCGUCGUCAACAACGCUGGCAUCCUCCGGGACAAGGCGUUCACCAACAUGGAUGAUAGCCUGUGGGACCCAGUUAUGAACGUGCACGCUCGGGGAACCUACAAGGUCACCAAGGCUGCCUGGCCCUACUUCCUCAAGCAGAAGUAUGGUCGCGUGAUCAACACCACAUCCACCAGUGGUAUCUACGGCAACUUUGGCCAGGCCAACUAUGCGGCUGCUAAAUCUGCCAUCCUGGGCUUCUCUCGGGCCCUUGCCCUCGAGGGACAGAAGUACAACAUCUACACCAACGCCAUCGCCCCCAACGCCGGCACGGCCAUGACAAAGACGAUCUUGCCCGAGGAGCUUGUCCAAGCAUUCAAGCCCGAGUACAUCGCGCCGCUUGUCCUCGCCCUCGCCAGCGACAAGGUGCCCAAGAACCCGAACGGCGGGCUGUACGAGGUCGGCAGCGGCUGGGUCGGUCAGACCAGAUGGCAGCGGACAGGAGGACAUGGCUUCCCCGUCGACGUGCCCCUCACCCCGGAGGCCGUUGUCAAGCACUGGAAGGACAUUGUCACCUUCGACGGACGCGCAGACCACCCGGAGAAGACACAAGACAGCCUGGAGAAGAUCAUGGCGAACAUGGAUAACAAAAGCUCAAAAGAGAGCAAGUCCGGUUCAGUAGGCGGUAAUCAAUAUAUCGACGCCAUCCAGAAGGCGAUGAAUGCCGAGCCGAUAGGCACCGAGUUCAAGUACGGAGAGCGCGACGUGAUGCUCUACAACCUGGGCAUUGGCGCCAAGAGGACUGAUCUGCGUUACGUCUUCGAGGGUGCCGACGACUUCCAGGUGCUCCCCACCUUUGGCGUGAUCCCCCAGUUCGACGCGGAGCUGCCGUACAGCAUGGAGGACAUUGUGCCCAACUUCUCGCCCAUGAUGCUCCUGCACGGCGAGCAGUACCUCGAGAUCCGCAAGUACCCGAUCCCGACGGCGGCGCGCCUCGUGUCCAAGGGCCGGCUCCUCGAGGUGGUGGACAAGGGCGCGGCGGCGGUGGCCAAGAACGGCAUCACCACGUACAACGCCGAGACGGGCGAGGAGCUCUUCUAUAACGAGACCACCGUCUUCCUCCGCGGCUGCGGCGGCUUCGGCGGGCCCCCGAGGCCCCAGGACCGCGGCGCCAGCACCGCCGCGAACAAGCCGCCCGCCCGUCUGGCGGACGUGGUCGUCGAGGAGAAGACGACCGAGGAGCAGGCCGCUGUGUACCGGUUGAGCGGGGACUACAACCCCCUCCAUAUCGACCCUAGCUUCGCCAAGAUGGGCGGAUUCAAGCAGCCUAUCCUCCACGGUCUCUGCUUCUUCGGUAUCUCCGGGAAGGCUGUUUACGAAAAGUUUGGACCCUACAAGAACAUCAAGGUCCGCUUCGCCGGCACGGUGCUGCCCGGCCAGACCCUCGUGACGGAGAUGUGGAAGGAGGGCAACAGGGUCAUCUUCCAGACUAAGGUCAAGGAGACGGGCAAGCUGGCCAUCAGCGGCGCUGCCGCGGAGCUGGUCUAGAUAAGACUGGAGAAGGAGAAGUAUGUGGUGUCAGUGUUCCAUAUUAUACGUCGAGAACUGUCCCCAUUAGUCCCCGCGGGGGUGGGAGAGAUGAUGCUAUCUUUGGGGGACGGCCAUCCCAUCCACCACAUUGUAAAAAAGUAUAUAGCGCUGAAUUGGAAUUACGUCGUUGUAUUCAUUCCUGCCUCCCUACUACCUAACGAAGUAG